Phytomonas sp. EM1 is the source of this 3744-nucleotide messenger RNA. Lineage: Eukaryota; Euglenozoa; Kinetoplastea; Trypanosomatida; Trypanosomatidae. The record is from the annotation of a GenBank genome assembly.
AUGGACCGCACUUCGAUUUACGGUCCUAUGGCUCCCAAGGUCAUUCCUGGAGUUAACAGCAGCGUCGGAUCGCCCGAGUCGGAAAGCUUCAGCGUUGUUCACAACACCGCCUGCUUUCCUCAUCAAUCCGCGCACUACGGCGUAGAGGAUCUCCUAGCCUGCGGUUUAGGCGGUUCUCAGGGUGGAGCUACUAUUCGAAUUUUCGACAUGAACAGCGUGCAGUUGGUGCAAACUCUACACGGCCAUCGUGGCUCCAUCACGGCUUUGCUGUGGAAGCCCCCUAGCGAGUCUUGCCAGCAACAUCAGCUGCUUUUAUUUAGUGGCGACAGCGAGGGCAUGCUGCAUCUCUGGGAUGUUGUGGAAGGCUUACUGCUGAGUAGCAUUCAAGUCUCGUGUAGACGGUCGAUCCGGGUACUUUCGUUGUUUUCACCUCAACAUCUUUUGGUUCUGACGGAGGACUCCACUAGCUACGUGUUUGAUGCGCAGCUCGCGCAUCCCAUCGCGUGCUCCUCUGCAUCAGCUCUUUUUAGCCUUAAGGAUGACAACCGCACACUUUCUCAUUUUCGUCGAUCAAAGCUAAGCGCCGAGCGUAAGUUUCUUCUGAUAUUCGGUGGCCGUCUGCGUGUAGUAUCGGAUUUAAACUUGCUUAGGCAGGAAACGGUUGAGGUGAGAGAUCUUGUAUACAAAGACAGCGACGUCGAGGGACCCAUUGUGGAUGCGUUUUUCAGUGAGGCGGUGGGGGAGCUGAUCUACUUUGCCACCCCGAAUUCGAUUGGGCUUUAUGACUGGCCAUUCAAUACCAUAUUAGAGGAGCACAUUUUUGAGCUAUCCGAUGGCGUGCGUUUUCUUCGAAUUUUUCCCUCCUCACCGGGGUUGACGGCGGGGUCGGUGAGCCCGAGCGUUCCCGUGUUGUAUUCUUUCGGGAGUGAUCAACGGCUCGUCGCGUGGUACCUCGCCGGCGGCGGUUUCACAACCGUUUCGGAGGACAUCCGCAGCACCCGUGCGCUCUCGCGGGCGGUCGUGAACGUGAUCCAGUCGGAGGGGUCGACGACCCUUUUUGUGGUGCUUUUCGAGGAUGGCAGCCUUUCCAAGUGGGGGUAUGAAAUCCAAACCCGGCGAUGGCGGCUGACGAACUUCUACACCAACCCGCUUUAUCGCGCGGUGUGUGCGUGUGGGGUGGGGGCCUCCCGUCUCCUCUGCGUCGGCCUCGAGGGCGGGCACCUCGCGGUGAUGGAUGCCGCGCAUAACCUCCCGUUACGGCGCUUUCACCUCGCCUCGUUCGGCAACACGAAGAUUCAUCUGCUCUUCGGACGAGGGAGGGAGGAGGCGGUGUGGGUGGUCUCCAGCCGCGCCGUGGAAGGGCGGUAUCGCAUCCAAGUCUCGCUGCUCGAUACGCGAAGUGGGGAGGUCGUCUUCACCUUGCGCGCCCCUUCCGCGACGGCCGAGCUCACGCAGGUGAAACACGUCAGCAUGGAUCCGUCGUUUCGAUAUCUGCUGUUGGUUUUUUGGAAUGGUACCUUUGAGGUGUGGAAUACGGAGGAACGGCGGUUGAUUCGUUCCUACGCGGAGUUGGGGGUGGGGAAUAUCUCCUGGGCGCCCACCUGCAUGCGAAGCUGUCUUCGCGACUUCCAAGGCACCCCUCAGCUGCUGUUGGUGACUUUUACGGAAGGGGUGAGCUCUCUCUGGAUGGUUUACCCGGAUCGCGUGGUGAGCAACCCCGAGGUGGCUUUUCACCUCCCACAGGGUGGGAUCAACAACACCGUGCAGUCCGUCGCGGUGGGGUCUCGGAUCGUCCUCUUCGAUGCCAUGGGGAGCGGGGUUGUGUUGUAUACUCGUGGGCGGGAGUUUUUGAAGUUAACCUUGAAAGACGUGCCGCUCAGUUCAUGCCCGGUGCGCGGUCUCGCCUCGCUCGCUUCGGACGACGAGGCGAUCGCUUCCGGCGAUCCUUCGUCGACGAGGGCCUCACCCAACAACGCGGAGGCGGAGAAGGCGCCGCAUCACCUGGUGGCGGUUGUUCUGGAUGAUCACUCCUUCGGGGUGUGGGAUACGGAGACUGGGGAUCGCGUGGGCUACUCCGCCCGGAUGGAAUCGGGCGCGUUGAUCACAGCGAGCUCGAUUUUCUGGGUGGGGAGGGAAAAUGUGGCGGUCCUCGGCCUCGAUGGUGCGAUCUACCUCAUGCACUACACCAUCCGCACGGUGAACAGCAAGAUGGGCUCCCGGCCCCUCCGUCGACCGCUUGAAAACAUGGCGUUUCUCCCCCCAUCCUAUCGAAUCUACCUGCAAUCCUCGAUCGAACUCGUCGGCGUUGUUGACCCUUUGGACGUCGUUUCUCCCUCAGCUUUAAGCGCGACGCAAUGGCAGCGGUUUUGCGCCGCGAUUCCUUCCCCCUCUUCGAAAGGCGAUCCGGCAGGGGCGAGGCGCUCUUCGGCGAGUUGGAUGAUCUCCCAUAUCGCCACCGACUCUCGGCCCUGUCGAGGACCUUUUGGCCAGCUCCUCGCCCCGACCCUUUCCUCGCUCGAGGAGGAGCUUCAGCUUUAUCGGCAAACGAUGAUCCCCUCGGAUAUUCAAACCAACUUGAUGCGGGCGCAUGCGCGAGGGCGAUGGUGGGAUCUCCUGUAUUGGAGCGCCAGGCUCUUCGGGCAAGUGGAAAAGCAGCGUUUCUGGGCGCAGGCGAGGCUUUUUGCGGCAACCCCAAACGGGAAUACCGGGUUUAACAGUCCUGUCGAGCGAGAUGCCACCACGACGCGGAUUGUCGAUCGCGAUUCCACCCCUUCGAACCUCGGGAGGCUUUUUUAUUUUCCCUAUCCGCUCGCCGACGCGUUCACCCCGUACCUGGACGAUCCCACGAGGUUACUUCACAACCGUUUAGCCCUGGUGGAGGCUCGGGGGCGGGUUCUCGGCAAGGAUCCCGCGACGCGGCUUUCGCUUGCGCGGGAGUUGUUAAAACUCCGCCACCCCACGCGGGCGGUGGAUCUCCUCCUCGACGGCCAUCACGAAGGGGUGGCGUUUAACGAACUUUCGACGUUGGCGGUCGCGAUCGCGGCGGUGCGGCCGCUCAGAAGGAAGGGAGGAGGAGGAGGAGGAGGAGGGGGGGCCUCCACGCGGGGGAGUUUUUUCCACGUCGCGGCGAAACGCGCGGCGGCGGUGCACCUCUCGCGUGGUGAAGUGGAGGCGGCGGUGGAGAAAUACCUCCUCGCGAAUGAUCCCCGCGAGGCCGCGCAUGUGUUGCAGUUUCAAGGAAGAUGGCAAGAGGCCGCGGCGGUGAUUCAACACGCGAGCUUCCCCAGUGAGGAGGAGCACCCAGGCGAAGGAAACAUGGAAGGGGAGGUCGAAGAGGAGGAGGAGGCCCGUCGGGAGGUUUUCCGUCGAUGGGGGGUGCAGUGCGGGAAAGUCGGGCAGUGCCUGGAGGCGGCGCGGGUGUUUUUGCACAUCCGCGACCCCACCCGUGCGCUGCGGGUGUUGUCGGAGUCGGCGAAUUUCGUGGAUAUCUCGGGGAUGCUCGCGAUGGGGUUGGGGAUGGAACGGCCUUCGUCCGCGGGAUCCCCACCUCCCCACGUGGAGGCGGGCGGGGGGUUGGAUUCCUCGGUGGGGGAAGCGGCGUUGGGAGAGGCGAUGAUCGCCGCCCUCACGGACUACAGCAGCGUGUUGAGCUCCGUCGGCUAUUUUGCCGGGGAGGCGUUGGUGCUCGAGCGGCUUGCUUUACUCAAAAUGAGUCUAAGAGGCCCGCCAAAGGCAGCACCCUAG